UCGCUACCAUCACACAGCAAAAAAGUGAGAAAAGUGAAGCAAAACAACAAACAAGCGAGAUCACCCGUGACACUGCAGCGAGCCUCUCCGUCCAUCUCCGGUUCUCCACCUCACCUGGGCACGCAAGCUUCGAUGGCAGCCACGGUGAUGGCCUCCAUGAGCUCCCUCGCCUUCACCACCGCCGGCGCGCGUGCCGGCGCCCUCCCCGUCCGCGUCCCGGCGGCCGCUGCGCUCGCGCCGCGGCGGCGCGCCAUGGUCGUCAGGGCCCAGGCCGAGGACGCCGAGCCAGCAGCUGAGGAGACAACCGCGGCGCCCUCCACUCCCCUGACGGCGAAGCCCAAGGCGGCGGCGGCGAGGCCCGGGCUGUGGGACGCGCUGGCGUUCAGCGGGCCGGCCCCCGAGCGCAUCAACGGGCGGCUCGCCAUGGUGGGCUUCGUGUCCGCGCUCGCCGUCGAGGCGUCCCGCGGCGGGGGCCUCCUCUCGCAGGCCGGGAGCGGGUCAGGGCUCGCCUGGUUCGCGGCCACGGCCGCCGUGCUCUCCGUGGCGUCGCUGGUGCCGCUCCUCAAGGGGGAGAGCGCCGAGGGCCGGAGCGGCGGCGUCAUGAGCGCCGACGCCGAACUCUGGAACGGCCGCUUCGCCAUGCUCGGGCUCGUCGCGCUCGCCGUCACCGAGUACAUCACCGGCGCGCCCUUCGUCAACGUGUAAAUACGGGCGCACGCUAUUGUACGGGGCUACGGGCACGUGUAGCUGUGUAGUAGAGAGGGUAGUGUAAACCUUUGGCUAGGACACUCUGCGCAGGACUCCUUUGUAAAACACUUCCGUUUAAACGGUCAUGUAAAAUUGUUGAUCUGAAAUGAGUAAAUGACUUUAUUUGCGACAUAAA
Panicum virgatum (switchgrass) is the source of this 883-nucleotide messenger RNA. RefSeq names its product low molecular mass early light-inducible protein HV90, chloroplastic-like. The record is from RefSeq and is a predicted model, not a curated record. The coding region runs from base 133 to 705 and encodes 190 amino acids. NCBI's taxonomy places the organism in Eukaryota, Viridiplantae, Streptophyta, Magnoliopsida, Poales, Poaceae. The transcript has a single exon.